Molecule: messenger RNA, 1295 nt
Organism: Fragaria vesca subsp. vesca
Lineage: Eukaryota; Viridiplantae; Streptophyta; Magnoliopsida; Rosales; Rosaceae
Product: embryogenesis-associated protein EMB8-like
Exons: 8
Coding region: 1-1263 (420 amino acids)
Molecular function (GO): short-chain carboxylesterase activity; monoacylglycerol lipase activity
Source: RefSeq, a predicted model, not a curated record
AUGGCCAGAGCCACCUUGAACUUCCCACCUCCAACAUCCUGCUUCCGCCAAGUGUCUCACCUCCACAGGCCAACAACUCCCCCAUCCGCCUUCCACGUCAGCUCAUCCGCCGCAACCAUGGCCCACCACCACCCUUCCCUCGAAAUCCUCGGCGGCGCCAAAGACACAUUCCUCCCUUCCCUCCCCUCCCUCACCCGACCCUACAACCCCUUCCCCGUCUUCGCCUGGAACCGCCACGUGGAGACCAUCUUCGCCGCCUUCUUCCGCUCCACCCCCGACGUCAAGCUCCGCCGCGAGUGCCUCCGCACCCAAGACGACGGCUCCGUCUCCCUCGACUGGGUCCCUGGCGACGACCGCGUCCUCCCCGCCCAUGCUCCCCUCCUCAUUCUCCUGCCUGGUUUAACCGGAGGAAGUGAUGACUCGUAUGUGAGGCACAUGCUGAUCAGAGCUAGAAAUAGAGGGUGGAGAGUUGUGGUGUUCAACAGCCGCGGUUGUGGUGGUAGUCCUGUUACUACUCCUCAGUUCUAUUCGGCUUCAUUUUUAGGAGAUAUAUGUGAGGUGGUAGACCAUGUUGGUGGGAGGUAUCCGGAAGCUAAUCUCUAUGCCGUAGGAUGGUCUCUUGGCGCUAACAUUCUAGUUCGGUAUUUGGGGCAGGAAUCUGAUACGUGUCGCCUAUCUGGUGCUGUGUCAUUGUGUAAUCCUUUCAAUCUGGUGAUCGCGGAUGAGGAUUUCCAUAAGGGAUUUAAUAAUGUUUAUGACAAAGCUCUAUCAUAUGCUCUCUGCAAAAUUUUCAAGAAGCACGCAUUGCUCUUUGAAGACAUGGGUGGUGAAUAUAAUAUCCCACUAGCUGCUAAUGCCAAAUCUGUCAGGGACUUUGAUGAAGGACUAACUCGUGUUUCAUUUGGUUUCAAGUCCGCGGAUGACUACUACUCUAAUUCUAGUAGUUCAAACUCCAUAAAAAGUGUUUGCACACCGUUGCUUUGCAUUCAGGCAGCAAACGAUCCAAUUGCUCCAAACAGGGGAAUUCCUCGUGGAGAUAUUCAGGACAAUCCAAAUUGUAUGUUAAUAGUGACACCUCAAGGUGGGCAUCUAGGGUGGGUUGCCGGUGCUGAAGCUCCAUUUGGAUGUCCUUGGACUGAUCCAACUGUGAUGGAUUUCCUUGAUCAUCUGGAGAGGGGAAAAUCUAAUGGCCUACCAUGUACUGGUGAUUUGGAUAAUGUCCAGCAACGUUCGAAGAAGUUGCCUCUAUUGGAAAUUAGUUAGCAAACACUCCAUUCUUUAUAUAUCCACCCAUA